CUCGCGUCAAUUGCUAAUUCUUGGAUGGAGGGCCCUCCAACCCAAGCACGAAAUCAAUGUUGAAGGAAUUGAGACUGGAGGAGAAGAGGCGCUUAAUAUCCUUUAAGAUGAACAUCCUGAUUUUCUUUGGUAAAUCGCCACCAGUAAUAGAACAUCAGGUAUACCCCAUUUGGCUCUGCCCACACAGACUGUACAAGCUCCCCGUCAAAACUAUGGUUUAUCCUGAACCAGGCUUUGAGCUACAUCGAAGGCAGGGAGACACACAUUACUCUCAGAUGUACACUGAUGUUGGGGUCUACUAUGCACCAGGCCCUGUCUCGAGGGGUGAGGUUUUUGAUGGUGCGGGCGCUGUCCGUCAAAUGGAGAAUUGAUUGAUCGAAAAUCAUGGGUUCCAGCCACAGUAUGCAGUAACAGAGUUGACUGAGAAAAACUUCUGGAGGAUGUUUGAUGCUGGGCUCUAUGAACACUGCAGGAGGAAGUACGGAGCUGUGGGGACCUUCAUGAGUGUGUACUACAAGUCCAAGAAGGGGAGGAAAACGGAGAAGGAGGUUCAGGAAGCCGAGCCAGCACAGCUAGAGACUGCUUAUGCUGAGGUUGAUCAGCCAAUGGACUGAUUUUGAUGUAGACUUGAAUUCUAUUUGGUGGGUGUUCUGGUUUUUACCUGCUGAUUUGUGGCUGUCUUCGAAUUUCAUUUCACUUCCCCUCUGCUUCUCGGAUACGGUGGUUUCGAUACACCAUGACCAGGUACCCUGAGUUUGCUAACUUGUUGGGUAUUGUGUGCUUUGUAACGAAUUAGAUUAGACUAGUAAUAAGUGAACCUGUGCUUUCUCUAUCGCCGAAGUUCAAGUAACACAUUCAGUUAUCACUUC
Molecule: messenger RNA, 869 nt
Organism: Carya illinoinensis
Lineage: Eukaryota; Viridiplantae; Streptophyta; Magnoliopsida; Fagales; Juglandaceae
Product: delta(24)-sterol reductase-like
Exons: 2
Coding region: 57-371 (104 amino acids)
Biological process (GO): steroid metabolic process
Cellular component (GO): membrane; cytoplasm
Molecular function (GO): oxidoreductase activity, acting on the CH-CH group of donors, NAD or NADP as acceptor
Source: RefSeq, a predicted model, not a curated record